AUGGGAGCGUUUACUGCUACUGCCUUCCUGUUCUUGAACUUGCUGCUGCUGCUGCUGUUGCUUCCUGAUCCUUCUAAAUCUCAUCCUUUGUGUACUGAUUCAAGAGCACCCUUUACGGUGAACACCACUCUGAGUUUUUGUCCUUACAAUGGCAGCAGCUGCUGCAAUUCCACACAUGAUUUACAAUUACAGAAGCAAUUUCAAGCUAUGAACAUCUCCGAUGCUGCCUGUGCUUCACUUUUGAAAUCCGUCCUUUGUGCUAGAUGUGAUCCAUUUUCAGCAGAGUUAUUUACUAUCAGCUCUGUACCAAGGCCAGUUGCUGUUCUUUGCAAUUCUACUGUUUCAGCAAAUUCAUCUGAUUCUGGCCAAGCAGCAAAUGACUUCUGCUCUAAUGUUUGGGAUACAUGUCAAAAUGUAAAUGUAUUGAAUUCUCCCUUCGCUCCUUCCUUAAAAGGUCAAACUGGAUUGCCAGCAAAUUCCAGUUUCAACAAAUUGACUGAUUUCUGGCAGUCAAAAGCCGACUUCUGUAAUGCAUUUGGUGGAGCAUCUACUGAUGAAUCAGUAUGUUUUGAUGGUGAACCUGUUACACUCAAUAACACUGAAACAUCGAGUCCCACACGAGGCUUGUGCCUUGAGAAAAUUGGGAAUGGAUCUUACAUCAGUAUGGUUGCGCAUCCAGAUGGGUCUAACCGUGCUUUCUUCUCGAGCCAACAGGGUAAGAUUUGGUUGGCGACUAUUCCUGAACAAGGAUCAGGAGAAACAUUGGGGCUUGAUGAGCCAAAUCCUUUUAUUGAUCUAACAGAUGAAGUUUAUUUUAAUACUGAAUUUGGAAUGAUGGGGAUGGCAUUUCAUCCAAAUUUUGCACAAAAUGGUCGGUUCUUUGCUUCAUUUAAUUGUGAUAAGGUGAAGUGGCCAGGAUGUACAGGCAGAUGUUCAUGCAACUCAGAUGUCAAUUGUGAUCCUUCAAAACUAGCUCCUGACAAUGGUGCCCAACCAUGCCAAUAUCAAACUGUUAUUGCUGAGUAUACAGCUAAUGGCACAGCAAUGGAGGCUUCCUUGGCAACAACUGCAAAACCCUUGGAAGUAAGAAGGAUAUUUACAAUGGGCCUUCCAUUUACAUCUCAUCACGGAGGACAGAUUCUCUUUGGACCUAGUGAUGGGUAUUUAUACUUCAUGAUGGGAGAUGGGGGUGGUGUAGGUGGUGAUCCUCACAAUUUUUCGCAAAACAAGAAAUCUUUGCUUGGAAAGAUCAUGCGGCUUGACGUUGAUAAUAUACCGAGUGCUGCAGAAAUCGAUAACCUUGGUCUAUGGGGAAACUAUUCCAUCCCUAAAGAUAAUCCAUUCAGUGAAGAUAGUGAUUUGCAACCAGAAAUAUGGGCUUUAGGUGUAAGGAAUCCCUGGCGCUGCAGCUUUGAUUCAGAAAGGCCUUCCUACUUUAUGUGUGCAGAUGUUGGCCAGGAUACAUAUGAAGAGGUGGAUAUCAUCACCAAGGGGGAAACUACGGUUGGCGCAUUUAUGAGGGACCUAAUCCCUUUCCUCCUCAUCAGUCACCAGGAGGAAAUACAUCUUCAAAGUCCAUGA
Molecule: messenger RNA, 1581 nt
Organism: Dovyalis caffra
Lineage: Eukaryota; Viridiplantae; Streptophyta; Magnoliopsida; Malpighiales; Salicaceae
Source: the annotation of a GenBank genome assembly